AUGCGAUUCUCCACAAGCACAAUCCUGGUCACUGCCCUGGGGUGGUUCACCGCCGCGACCGCACACACUAUCCAGCUGAAGGCUCACUCACGAGAAUGCUUCCACGAGUCCCUGCACCGCGACGAUGUCAUGACCGUCACUUUCCAGGUUGGAGAUCGGGAGUUUGGAGGGAGUGGGAAUCUUGAGGUGGAUUUCUGGGUCGAAGAUCCCCUGAGAAACCGCCAGUACUUCCAGCAAGCCGUCUCCUCCGAUGACUACUCUUUCACCGCGCUGGCCGAUGGAAAAUACAACUACUGCUUCAGCAAUGAAGGCUGGACAUCGAACUCCAAGGAGGUCUCCUUCAACGUCCACGGAAUUGUCUACGUGCCCGAAUCUGAGAUGUCGAAGGACCCCCUCGAGGUUGAAGUUCGCAAACUCUCCGAGGCUUUGACACAGGUGAAGGAUGAGCAGUCGUACAUUGUGGUGCGUGAGCGUGUGCACCGGAACACCGCAGAGAGCACCAACGGCCGUGUGAAGUGGUGGAGUAUGUUCCAGCUUGCGGUCGUCAUUGGUGAGGGUGUAUUCCAGGUGUGGUGGUUGAAGAGAUUCUUCGAGGUCAAGCGCGUGGUCUGA
Molecule: messenger RNA, 612 nt
Organism: Penicillium soppii
Lineage: Eukaryota; Fungi; Ascomycota; Eurotiomycetes; Eurotiales; Aspergillaceae
Product: p24 family protein
Exons: 4
Coding region: 1-612 (203 amino acids)
Biological process (GO): endoplasmic reticulum to Golgi vesicle-mediated transport; intracellular protein transport; Golgi organization
Cellular component (GO): Golgi apparatus; COPII-coated ER to Golgi transport vesicle; endoplasmic reticulum
Source: RefSeq, a predicted model, not a curated record